Molecule: messenger RNA, 798 nt
Organism: Penicillium taxi
Lineage: Eukaryota; Fungi; Ascomycota; Eurotiomycetes; Eurotiales; Aspergillaceae
Exons: 1
Coding region: 1-798 (265 amino acids)
Source: RefSeq, a predicted model, not a curated record
AUGGAUGCAUACUCGCGUUGCAUAACGUGGGUUUAUAUCGGGGUUAAAAAUCGCACGGAAGGAAGCAUACUAUGCCAGCAUGCUAAUACUGUAGCACAAAUAAAUUUUCAGCCGCGAAUAAUUUGUGCUCGUCAAGAGUCGGAGACAACUGCCCUGAUUAAUGCGCAUGUCACUAUACGAAAGGCCUCUGAACCUAAUAUUUCCCCAGAUGAAUGCUUUCGCUAUAUCCAGGAUGCGGACAACAAAAAAAUAAAAUACUGGUGGACCCAGUUAUCGAAGUCAUCAACUUUCGUGUGGUAUCGCUACUUUCAGAGGCUUCAAUCCGAAGGUCUUUUCUCAGAAUCAAUACCUGAACAGGUAGCCCUCUUGGCAGUCUACAUGCCAUCGAUCCGGUCAAGUAUCAAAUGCUUCGUGGGCACAACCAACCAGCACCAUAGCCGGCCUAGGACUGAGAACGCCAUUGCGGGGAAACCCUUUUAUAAUUAUACGUGUCCAGCUGAUGGUAUUGAAGAUUAUAAGCUCACUGUUGAUAAGACCCAUUUGCGUGGGUUACAGCAACACGUUGAGAGCUGGGAUGUCGAUAAAUACCUUCCAUCAGAGACAAUGGUAUGGUGUCUUGGCCAUUUCCAAGAGAUGGGCUUUGAUCCUCUUGAUAUGCGGCGAGAUAGCUUAGAUCAACCCUUCCGGAAUAUCUACUUGGAACUAAGACAGCGCGCGCUCAAUCACUAUAAUGCUGGAGCUUAUCCAGUCCUUUCACUGUGCAGUGAGCCGACAAGUGUCUCGGAAUGGGCACUGUAA